This is a messenger RNA of Batrachochytrium dendrobatidis JAM81, 768 nucleotides long. RefSeq lists its product as uncharacterized. Lineage: Eukaryota; Fungi; Chytridiomycota; Chytridiomycetes; Rhizophydiales. The coding region runs from base 1 to 768 and encodes 255 amino acids. The record is from RefSeq and is a predicted model, not a curated record. The transcript is spliced from 2 exons.
AUGGCUGCCGAGACUUCCAACGAGCUACACAACAAUAUAUACCUUCAUGAGCAACAUUCUGUUGGUUGGUGUUCUGAUGAUGAUUCAUUUGGACUAUCCAAACUCUCUUUGGCAGCCAAGUCUGCUACUGACUACGAGUCUAACCCUUGGGCCAGCAAAUCAGACCUUGCUACCAUCAAAAAUGACGAAUCCAUUUCUAGUUUGCAGAGCCAUGCUAGCACUAGUGUUGAAUACGGAUGCAUAUCUGCAGAAUCAGACUUUCUGCCUACUCCACCAAAUGUAUCUCCAGCUCUAACCAAGUCACUUCUACAGCAAGAAGAUUCUGCAACUUUGAAUGUGAUACAAACUGCCAAAACUACAUCCAGAGAUACCAAUCAAGAGGUUGCUGAACACAGUUCAAAUCAACAGGAUUGUCAGAAACCCUCAAUCAGCUUGUCUGAGCCUCUGUUUCAGCACGAAACUGUUAAUGUGACAACUUCCAAUACUCUCCAGAAUAGCUUGGCUUCUGUACAAGUGGACUGUGCAACAGAGAGUCUCGACCAACAACAAUCAACAAUCAAUUAUGGAUAUACAGAAGACGCUAGAUUGGCAAGGGAGGCUCUUUUACGUCAGGCUCUCAUCCAACAGUCAUAUCUUCGAGAGCAACUAAUGAGAGUAUUUCAAGCCAAAUCGGAUUAUCGCCAGCAAAGUGCCGAAAAUAGGCUACUUCACCAGUAUGCAUCUAAUCUCAUGGCCACUACCAAACGACAGGGAUUUAGGAGCGGGUGA